CUCCGACGAGGUCGAGUAGACGUACGCAGUUGAGACAACCCCCAGGAUUUUAAUAUCCGCUUAAUGAGCCUCUGCCUUUUCUGCCAUCCCCUACUCACAUUAGCCGGGUCUCUUCGCUCCCCGUCUACCAGCCCUCGUGUGCCUCCUCUCUAUUUGCGCGGCUAUCCCGGGAUAAGCGACGCCACGUUUUUUCCUGUUGAACAUCGUACCGAGACAAUCUAUCUCCUCGCCGUCCUGCGUCGCAACACCCCAUCCGCCCCUCCUCGUCUCUCCCUCCCUCCCUCCCCUCUUCCUCGCCGUCCGCCCCAGCUGGAUCCGAGGCAGUCUGGACCCCGUGAGAGCCAAGGCGGCAAUAUUGGCUGACAGCUGGGGUGGCUGGCCGUGGAACUUUUGGGAUAUAGGGCGGGGGCGCCAGCGUAGGAUUUAUACGGAGCUAGAGAUGGGCCUAUCUAUCCUUUCCGUAUUGACUCGCUUUUUUACGCGGCCGAUCGCCCCUAUUUCUCUUCUCCGCCUCCCCCC
Durotheca rogersii is the source of this 519-nucleotide messenger RNA. RefSeq lists its product as uncharacterized. The transcript has a single exon. NCBI's taxonomy places the organism in Eukaryota, Fungi, Ascomycota, Sordariomycetes, Xylariales, Xylariaceae. Bases 64 to 363 code for a protein of 99 amino acids. The record is from RefSeq and is a predicted model, not a curated record.